This is a messenger RNA of Onychostoma macrolepis, 3057 nucleotides long. It is a transcript of the gene shisa6b, whose product is annotated as protein shisa-6. The record is from RefSeq and is a predicted model, not a curated record. Gene Ontology annotation, biological process: regulation of short-term neuronal synaptic plasticity; regulation of AMPA receptor activity. Gene Ontology annotation, cellular component: dendritic spine membrane; postsynaptic membrane; AMPA glutamate receptor complex. Bases 318 to 2231 code for a protein of 637 amino acids. The transcript has 9 exons. Lineage: Eukaryota; Metazoa; Chordata; Actinopteri; Cypriniformes; Cyprinidae.
CUGACUGCCACUUCACUUCACCUUGGCAAGAGCCAACACACCCGCCCGAAGCAGUAAAGUCAAGAGCGAGAUGGGAAGCGACACGUAAAGCCUGUUUGACAAGAGUUCGUCGGAAAUCCCAGCAGUGACGCCCAGCUGAGUCAAACACAAAACCGCGCUGGGGGCAGAAUAUCUGCUUUAAAUGAAUGGCGCCUUUCAUCGGCAUCUCCACAAGCGGCUCGUCGUCAGGGAUGCGGGACUCGCGAACAGCGGAGGAUCAGCGCGCCUGAAGCGGGAAUCACAGAGAGCUGUCCAGGGUCCUGAAGACGCGCCGCGCCAUGGGUAUACGCCACUUUCUGCUGCUGCUCAUUUAUCUGGACCCUCUCAACGUGUUUGGCACACUGACCGCCAAACGAGCCAAACCUGCUCUCAAAAGGACUCAGAAGCCGAAGGAACUGAACGGCACCACAGUCGCGCCUUCCGCGUCCACGCAGCGGAUCACGCAGGUCCGUCCGGCGCUCACGCACGAAACCUGCCUGGGCUACUACGACGUGAGCGGCCAGUUCGACAAGGAGUUCGAGUGCAACAACACCGACCACCGCUACUGCUGCGGCUCGUGCUACUUGCGAUUCUGUUGCCAGUUUAAAGGCAACCGGUUGGACCAGAGAACAUGCAAGAACUACCACAAGCCUGACUGGGUGAAAACUGUGCCCCCGUCUCCUGUUCCAACAGGUGACACUUACGAUCCGAGCAUGGACCAAACGAACACCGCGGUCUACAUCACCUGCGGUGUCAUUGCGUUUAUUAUAGUCCUUGGGGUUUCCACUAAAGUCGCGUAUGACAAAGCAACCCAACCACCUCAGGAAAUGAACAUUCACAGAGCCCUAGCAGAUAUUCUUAGACAACAAGGACCCAUUCCUAUAUCUCAAUACGACUGUGAGAACUUUGCGGCGAUGAACAGCUCAUCCAAAGAUAACACUCCGCAGCGUGCGGGCUCCAAAAAUCACUACACCCCAGUCCACAGCUCCAAAUCCAAUCACGGAGCACAUUACUCGAAGGAGAGCACUCGAGGCGGCGGCCAUGACCUUCACAACUUCAUAUCGUCUGGCUUUGUGACGCUUGGCCGGAGCCACGUAAAAGGGGAGAAGCACUGGCCGGUUCGGUCUCAGAGUCAUCAUGGAGCCCAUCAACAUAAUUACAACCAUCUUGGUCUCAGUAGCCCAACACGAACACCUAAAAAUGCUCACAGAUCUCUAAGGCAUGAGAGCACCCGGAUGAACAGUAUCCUCACCUCACAGACCGAGCCAUACGAUCUGUCCUUCUCGCGCUCCUUCCAGAGCCUCUCCCACCUCCCCCCGUCCUACGAAUCUGCCGUGAAAGCUGACCUCAACAAAUACUCCUCGCUCAAGAGACUAACGGAUAAGGACGUUGACGACUACUACAGCAGAAAGAGGCAUCUUCCAGACCUAGCGGCACGAGGAACUCUUCCCUUGCACAUGAUCAAGAUGAACCAGGAGUCCCAGGGCAGCCAGCAACAGCAGGCCCAGCAACAACAACAGCAGCAGCAGCAAGCGCCCCGCCAGCGUCCCCGCAGAGUUCAGAGGGCCAUGUCCCAGGACCGUGUGCUGUCCCCCGAGCGCAGCCACGCAAACGACUAUCCCGUGUCCCCCUACGGCAUCUCCCCGUACGGCGGACGCAUCCUCUCCGAUGAGCAGCUCCUGUCGGCUGAGCGCCUGCGUUCCCACGAGCGGCUCAUCUCGCAGGACCGCCUGCACUCACAGGACCGCCACUACUCCCAGGACCGCAUCCACAUGCAGGACCGCUUGAUGUCGCAGGAGCGCCUUCACUCUCAGGAACGCCUGCAUUCCCAGGACCGCCUCUACUCCCAAGACCGCCUCUACUCGCAGGAUCCGCUGAUCUCUCCCGACAAGUUGAUGUCCAUCAAGCGCUCCGGGUUCCACAGCGACAAGUCCAUGUCCAGAGCCAUAUCCCACACGGACGUGUUCAUGCCCACCACGCCCCUCCUGGAUCGCUAUAAGAUGACAAAAAUGCACUCCCAUCCCAGUGCCUCGAACAACACCCCCCCGCAGAACACUGCGACCAUGAACCAGACGGCCUCCAAGAGGCAGGCCUUCGCCUCGCGCCGCACGCAGACGGUGGAGCAGCUGCACUACGUCCCGCAGCAGCAGCAGCAGCAGCAGCAGCAUCACCAUCACUACCGCACAGGGAGCAAGACCGAAGUGACUGUUUAACUGCUCGCAAACUCUCGGACGGUUGAGCCACAAGCCCAAGCAACAACAGAAGCGCAAAAGAGACAGUCUAGACUCGGAUCCGGGCCUUUCCAGCAGUUCUACAGAGACUGACCCAGCACCAGCUAGUCUAGAGUCAAUACUGAGACAUUUCUGUGUGCAUAUCCAUUCAUUUACCAUGUGUUUGUUGUUGACCACUAAUAAGGAAGGACUUACAGAUUCUGCGUUCGUAAGGGCUUUGCAUGGGGACUCGCAGAGAUCGUCAGAAGAAAGAACGUACGUUAAAAGGUAUGGACAUGGAACAGAGCUGUAUAAAUUUAUAUAUACAUACAUAUAUAUAUAUAUAUAUAUAAAUACAAAUACUGUUUGUACUUCCGGUCCUAGUCAAUAGCUUUAGACGUUCUUAUGAUGUUCACGCACUUCUUUUGGUGCCUCUACGAAAGCGCUCCAUUUCAACAACGAAGUGGUUUUGUGGGUUAAAAAGCACAAUCAAGUAAAAGUUGAGUUUCGUUCUGUUCUUUCGUUCGGUUGGUGAUGGCUAGCACAUAUCAGUUUUUUUCUCUUUAGUUAAUUGCCAUUGAUUAUUUUGCGAAGAUGAUUGUAAAUAAGCUCUUUUAGCCACAGUAAACGGACAAGUCUGUUCUGGUUGGCAGUUGUAUUAUUGUAGUUUGAUUUUUAGAAAUUCAAGACUUCAGAACUAUAGACAACCCACUAACCCAGUGUUGGACCAUUUAAAGUAAUAUGAUACUGUAUGUGUGUCCUUUCAAAUGUGUUUGUAGAAUGGGAACCGGGCGAAUGUUGUUGGGAAAAAAAAUGACAACUGUUGAUA